This is a messenger RNA of Telopea speciosissima, 2530 nucleotides long. RefSeq lists its product as uncharacterized. The record is from RefSeq and is a predicted model, not a curated record. Bases 257 to 2434 code for a protein of 725 amino acids. NCBI's taxonomy places the organism in Eukaryota, Viridiplantae, Streptophyta, Magnoliopsida, Proteales, Proteaceae. The transcript is spliced from 4 exons.
AGUACUAAGUGGAACAUGGGUGUUUUUCUUUUGCCUUCUAGAUUUUAUUUGUUCCAAUUCUAGCUUCUGUGGUGAAUUUGAAUUUUUGAAGUGUUGUAGUGCAGUUCUUUUCUCUAAUUGUCGUGGUUUUUCUCGCUCUUUAAUUUGGUUUCCAUUGCAAAUUCAUGUUACUUUUAUAAUGCAAGUAAUCUGAAUUUUGCAGGUUCCGAAGUCAGUGCCUCUGAGAAGUUUGUCUUACUUGCUGGUCCAUUUGUCUAUGGACCCAUCACAGUAUUCCCCAAAAUUUGGAGCUUCAAAUGAUUCUGAUUGGGAAAGCCAUCAGUCCAACUUCAAUCUACCGUUUACUGAUAUUUGUACUCUUUCCAAUUUUCUCUUCAAUGAACUUUUUAGUAAGUUUGAACAGUUAUUCUCUGGAUCUGAAAGAGCUAGGUUGCAGUUGGAUAUUUUGGUCCAUCUGGAAGACUUGACUCUGCUGUUGAGAUUUUGUUUGGGCAUGCUGCGGUUGCUAGAAUUUAACCAAGGUUUUCUUUUGGAAAAGUGCAAGAUUCUUAUUGCAAUACUUGGCAAAUUAUGUUCUUCGGAUUUAAUGUUGCAUAUUUCAUACCUGGGGGAUAAUGAGAAACACGCAUUGAGGUUCAGAAGAUCAUUUUCACGUCAAUGUUUUUAUGCUAAUGAUAGAGGCUUCACCACAUAUGUUGAGGAGUACAAUGCUUCCAUGUGUAUUGUUGAAGAAGCUGGUUCACCAAUUCCUUUUCUUUGCUCACUGCUAGAGGUCUUUGCAGAUGAGCUUUUAUUGCAUAGAGAUUUGCGACAGUAUUUUAUGAUAGCAGAUUCUGUUUCUUCUACAAGUGAAAAGCUAUUUAUGUGCCACAGCAGUCACGGUGAUAGUGACGAUGUGCUGGAGGUAAUCUCUGCUCACUUUCUGCUAUCAUUUUCUGAUGAACAAGCUUCUGGCAAGUUACAUAAUGCCUCUCUCUGGUGGCACACCGAGGACUUGAGGACUUCCAAACUAAGCUUGACUGCAUCUCUUGCAUUGCUUGGCUCCCCUGUAAUCUCUUCUGCACCAAAAAUGAUCCAAGCACAUCUAAUUUUCAUGGUUUCUAGGGCUAUUGGUAUUGAUAUAAUUCCCCAGAAUAAAAGAUUAGAUCUCAGUAUUAUGAAUUGUUACAUAUCAGCAUUAGAAAGAGCAAUCAUUCUGUACACUCAAAGCAUAUCUAGUUUACAAGUUGGUGAUGAUCUUAUUGGAUAUUACACUGGGACAUUUUCUUCUGUUCGACCGACGAUAUGGAAGAGAGGAUGGCAUCCAUCAUUUGAAUUUUAUAUUCGACCAGUCACAUAUAAUAAAGUUAAUCAGAAAAUUACUGAAUUGGCCUGUUCCCAACCUUCAUGUGUUUGUGAUCUCAACUCCAGAAAGAAGUCUGACUUACUGAAUGCCUCUAUUUCGUACAUGAAGGAUAAUCAAUCUGUUCUUGACAAGUCAUCGAGAGAAGAGAUACUGUCAAUUUUAAAUUGCAUAAUGUCAAGAAUUCUUUCUCAUGGAUUCCAAGGUACUACUACUCACAAACGUGGGUAUCUAGGUUUCGAAGAAUUUCAUCUUCUUGCUUCAAUACUGAAGUUACUUAGCAAUUCACUGCUGCAAACUGUUUGGUUUAUGAGGCAAAAUGGGAGUUCAGAAUCCCAUAAAACUUUGAAAAAUUACUCAUGUUGUAAGGAGCAUGAAUUUAUAAUAGGCAUUAUUGGCUGCUUUCAACAGUGCUGUGUUAGUCAGCCUGUGCAAAAACUCUUUCCUGAAACAAUGGGAUCUUGCCAAAGUAGACAUAAGGAGUCCAAGCUGAUGUUUAUGCACUUUGUGGGCUUGUUACUAUUCAGCUUUGACAGGGAGCUUGAGUUCUUAUGGAAAGGAUGCAUAUUCAUUAUGAUGACACUGAUGAAUCUAUUCCUUUUUGAAGAGGGGAGUUUAGAUGCAUUGAAGGAAUUGCUUGGAUUGGGAAAUAAAUCUCUCUCUUCCAGAUCUUCUAUAGAUAAAGUCUCACAGGUUCAGGUCUUUAGAUAUUCUAACCUGACAGUUGCAUCAGAAUUUCAGAAGAUUCAGAUGCUGCACUUGAGCAAAGAUUCUCUAUCAAGAUACGAAGUGGGGAAACAAGAUAGCCUAUCAGAAACCUCAGCAAGUACUCUGCUCCAAGGUGCAAGGGAAAGUGUAGAAGGCAUAGUGGAAAAGACCUGUAAUGGGGAGAUCUUUAUGAAAUCUACACCAGAAUUCCAUUGGAAAGCUUCUGAUAUUAAUGAUUUGUCUGAUUUUAUUGAAUGCAAGCAGGGAAAGGAUUAUUCUAAGUGGUUGAAGGGUCGAGAAAAGUACCGCAAGUGGAAAUGUGGAAAAACAGUAGUUGUAAGGCGGGAACGGAAGAAAUCAUUUAGGUUUCUUUUAGGUGACUAGAAAUUAGUAUUCCCUACCCCUUCUUGAUUUCCUUUAUUAUUUUUUUUCCCCAUUUGUACAGAAAUUUUGUAUAGUAACCAUAGCCCUUUGUCAUAA